Anopheles marshallii is the source of this 1347-nucleotide messenger RNA. RefSeq names its product vacuolar fusion protein CCZ1 homolog (gene Ccz1). The transcript has 3 exons. Gene Ontology annotation, cellular component: intracellular membrane-bounded organelle; Mon1-Ccz1 complex. Bases 1 to 1347 code for a protein of 448 amino acids. NCBI's taxonomy places the organism in Eukaryota, Metazoa, Arthropoda, Insecta, Diptera, Culicidae. Gene Ontology annotation, biological process: vesicle-mediated transport. The record is from RefSeq and is a predicted model, not a curated record.
AUGACUAAUCCUGUUCUUACGGCAGAACUUUCUCUGAGGAGCUUUUACAUUUUUAACUCAGCGUUCGGGCCCAAGGAGGGCGAGGAAGAGAAAAAGGUGCUGUUUUAUCAUCCACAUGAUACCGACAUAGAUACCAAAAUAAAGGACGUUGGUUUAAGUGAAGCUAUCAUCAAAUUUAGCAACACAUUCACCAAAGAUGACAGCGUACAGACGAUGCAUACGCAGAAGACUUGCCAAUUUUUCUACCAACCCGAAUCCGGCUACUGGAUGAUCAUGACGCUGAACGUUCCGUUCGAUCGCAAGACGCGCGACACGGGUGACUACAACGAGUACCACGGGGAUUCGAUACAUGACACAAUCUAUCAAUCGGUACUGCGUCAAUCCUACCGAAUGUUUCGCAUGUUCCAUGGCACGUUCCAAGACAAUCUGCAACCGAACGAAGAGCUGGAGGCACAGGCCAAUCUGAUCGGCAAAUUGGAAGCCUUCUUUCAGAGCUACAUACUGCACCUGCAGAUGAAGAAGUGUGACGUCGUGGAUGCGUUCGGUAGCGUGCAGUAUCUGCCCUUAAACCAACUGCUGUUUCUCCGAGUGCAGAAUUUUAUCAACAUGAUCGAGGCCACGUUUGUCCCGAUCAAACAUUGUAUUUUCCUGUACAGCGAUCAAGUCGUAUGGAGCGGAAUUAGUCCGACCGAUCUGUACACGCUGUACGAAUACUUCCACAGUCCCAUGUUCGAUCAUCUGGCACAAUCAAAGCAAACGCGACCAGCUUACGUGACCGAGAAAGGCAAAAUCAAACGCUACACACUAAUGGUGUGCCGUAAGGUACAGAACAUUUCCCUGUGCCUGCUGCUCGACGACAGUGCGGUAGAGAAUGAGCAGUCGCUCUAUUUGGAACUGAACGCGGUCGUUAAUCCGCAACUAACGAGCAUUUCCUCGGACAUUAGUCAGCAUCUGCAGAGUAGUGGUGAAUCGAGCUAUAGUUUCGGUUGCGCCGGAAGUAAGGAAGAUUCGGCCACGACACCAAAGUUCAUAUUUUUCAACGAGCUUAACCUGCAGCAUCGUGGCACGGUACGGUUGGGCCAGAUGCAAUACCAAUCGGUCAACGGCAGUGGACUUCCGAACGACGUGAUGAACCUGAUCGUCGACCUUUUGGAUGACGUUCGCAGCAAUCGAUCGAGCGUGAUGGAUGAGACGAUCGUGAAGACACAUGACGAUUAUUGGAUAGUGAAGCGCAGCUGCAAUUCCCGGCAUGUGUUCAUCAUCCUCAACAAAAGCUCCACCCUGAUCGACGUGACCGAGGAGACGAAGAAAAUAUUAGACCAGCACGUGAAGGGUAUAUUUUUCUAG